Arvicanthis niloticus (Nile rat) is the source of this 708-nucleotide messenger RNA. Lineage: Eukaryota; Metazoa; Chordata; Mammalia; Rodentia; Muridae. The record is from RefSeq and is a predicted model, not a curated record.
AUGCGCUUUAACAGCUUCUAUUGUCGGUUGGGCACAACUGAGCGCAAUUCCAGCCGCGAGCCCAGGGUGGGAGGAGGGGCAGCGCUGAGGGGAGAGCUACGCACAAGCGAGGACGUCCGGGCCCUCAGCCUUUUGCCGCGAGCCCUCGCGGGGCGGCCUGCACCUUUCUGCCUUAGCACGAGCACCCAGGCCCCAGACUCGGGCAAUGCCCACAAACAAGAUGGCCGCAUCGGAGGCAACCCCCUACUGCUUAGCGCCCUGCUGUGCCAUUGGUCAGAGUGCGGAGUGAGGCCAGCGCCGAUUGGUCGAGAGCGAUGCGGGGGUGGGGGUGGAGCUGUAGCAGCCUGGAGCCAAGAGUGGGCAACGCGGCGUGAGCAGCAGCCCCAGGCUCCCGGAGCAUCGCGCCCGGAGAAAGACUUCGCCGCUCGGGGCCGCAGCCUGGUGAGCUCAGCCCCCUUCAAGCCCUCCCCUGCAUCUCAGCCGGAGCCUCUCCAAACAGACGCUGAUCGAUGCCGAGACUCCCCUGGGACCCUAUCGCGACUCCAUCGUGCCAUAUCUCGACAUCACCGUACCCUGUCGAGACUCCAUUUUGUCACAACCCCUUUCAAUAUUUAUCUAUCUAUCUAUUUUUUAAAUUUGCCUUAUCAUAUUUGGGGGCUGUCCCCUUCAUGUCGUGAUUUCGCUGUGAUCUCUCCGUGACAUCACCGC